GUGAAGUCGCCCUGUCUUCCCCAGGCCUCAGUUUUCUCAUUCGUAAAAUGAGAUUCCACUUUUAACGUUCUCUGGUCGUCGGACCACCUUUUACACAUUCCUCGGCCCUUUCUGCCGAGGAGCAAGGGGAAGGAUAAAGUUUGUUCCCAACUUCUUGUUGUUAGAAGAUUCAGAAAGCGCAAAGUUUUCCGGAAGUCUGCCGGCCGGGGCGCGGCCAUCCGGGAAUGAACGUUGCGCUUUGCCGACUCGCAAGGGCAGACCCUGAGCAGGCCGGGAGACAGCUCUGGACAGAGCCUCGUCCGGCUCCGACCCGCAGGCUCUGUGAACUUCCACGAUUGGCUACUCUGAGCUGAGCGCGAUCCCAGGCCAAGGCCAAGAGCGCUUUCUCUUUCUGAACUCCACGCCCAGCUUGCGAAGUGAAGAUCUUCCCAAAGAAGGUCUUUUUGGGGCCCACCAUGUCCGAAGGACUACUGGAGAGAUAUGUAGCUGCCAUGGUACUAAGUGCGGUAGGUGACUCCCUGGGAUAUUUCAACGGGAAAUGGGAGUUCCUAUUGGAUGGUGAGAAGAUCCACAAGCAACUUGCCGAGCGUGGAGGUUUGGAUGCCGUCGAUAUUGAAGGCUGGAGAGUCAGUGAUGAUACGGUGAUGCAUCUGGCAACAGCAGAAGCCCUCAUAGCUGCUGGGAAAGAAGAGAACCUGACCUGGGUGUAUUCCCUUAUAGCAAGACACUAUAAAGCAUGCAUGAGCGACAUGGCUGGCCGAGCUCCGGGUGGUGCCAGUGUAGCCAAUGCUUUGAAGCUGGAGCCAGAUGAACCCAAUGGAUGGAGGAUUCCAUUCAACAAGCAUGAGGGGGGCUGUGGCGCUGCUAUGCGUGCCAUGUGUGUUGGACUAAGGUUCCCACACCCUGAACAACAGGACACUCUGAUCCAAGUGAGCAUAGAGAGUGGCCGCAUGACCCAUCACCAUCCCACUGGCUACCUUGGGGCUGUCGUCUCUGCUCUCUUUACCUCUUAUGCAUUGAAUGGCAAGCCACCUCAAGAAUGGGGAAGAGGAUUGAUGGAGGUGCUACCAGAAGCCAAAAAGUACGUUGUCCAGGCUGGCUAUUUUGUGAAAGAGAACCUUGAAUCCUGGGACUACUUCAAAGAUCAAUGGGAAAAGUACUUGAGCCUUCGAGGAAUUUCAAAUGGCGGAUCCCCUAUUUUCCCAAAGCCCUUUGGUGUGAAAGAGAGGGAUCAAUUCUACAAGGAGACCUGCUUCAGCAUGGCCAGCAGUCUCAGCAGAUGCCUCUGUUUCCUGGGGAUAAUGCUGUUAUUCUCUUCUAAGGGUUCAGGUCAUGAGCUUCCCCUUGCACAUCAGAAAUGCUCUGACUUUCAGAAUGCCAAUUUUCUACGGGGCACCAACCUCAAUGUCCAAUUCCUCUUCUUCACUCCUUUGGAUCCUAGCUGUGGGAAGCUGGUAAGAGAAAGUAGUGACCUUCAGAAUUUUGGAUUCAACACCUCUCUGGAAACCAAGUUAAUUAUCCAUGGAUUCAGGGCAUUAGGAACCAAGCCAUCUUGGAUCGAUAAAUUCAUCCAGACUCUUCUGCGUGUGGCAGAUGUAAACGUGAUUGCAGUAGACUGGGUUUAUGGAUCCACGGGUGUUUAUUACUCAGCUGUGGACAAUGUGAUAAAACUCGGUCUGGAAAUCUCCCAAUUCAUCAGCAAUCUACUGGCGCUUGGUGUGUCAGAGUCAUCUAUCCACAUCAUUGGGGUCAGCCUUGGAGCACAUGUUGGGGGAAUGGUAGGAUAUUUCUAUAAAGGCCAGCUGGGAAGGAUAACAGGCCUGGAUCCUGCAGGUCCAGAGUACACUAAAGCCAGCCUGGAAGAAAGACUGGAUCCUGGGGAUGCUUUAUUUGUGGAAGCCAUCCACACAGACACAGACAAUCUGGGUAUCCGGAUUCCGGUAGGACACGUGGACUACUUUGUUAAUGGAGGCCAAGACCAACCGGGAUGUCCCUCAUUUUUUCAUGCAGGUUACAACUAUCUGAUUUGUGAUCACAUGAGAGCUGUUCAUCUCUACCUCAGUGCCUUGGAGGAUCCCUGUCCACUGAUGGCCUUCCCUUGUGCCAGCUUCAAGGAUUUCCUUUCAGGACAUUGUCUGGAUUGCGCUGACCCUUUUCGGCAUUCUUGUCCCAGAAUCGGUUUACUGGAACAAGGAGGGAUCAACAUGGAAAAGCCUCCCAAAGAAGUGAAAGUCUACCUCCUGACCACUUCAAAGGCUCCAUACUGCCUCUGUUACAGUCUCGUGGAGUUUCAUUUACAGAAAGUGAGAAACAAGAACACCAACAUUGAAGUCACUUUGCAUAGCAGUAAUCUUACAACUUCCAUUAAGAUUACCAUAUUGAAAAACCAGUUCAUUGGCAAAGGACUGAUAGCCCACUCGAUCCCACAUUGCCACAUAAAUCAAGUGAUCCUGAAGGUUCUUUCCUCCAACCAUGUUUGGAAGAAAGAUAAGAGCUCCAUCACUGGGAGAUUCUGCGCCAUCCCUUUGCCUGCUAACCACAGUACGAAGAUGUGGUGCUCCUCCGAACCCAUGACCUUGCAAACAAAUAUAAAUGCUUUUGCAAAGCUGGAAAUACCAUGUGUGUAAUAUAAUCCCUGGAGAUCUUUGGAGGAGAGCAAGUGGUUUCAUUCAGACUGCUCUUAUCAGACUAAGGAUAAUAUCUCUGUCAUUAUCUACUAAGUAGCACAAAGCUACUCAUCAUUAUUUUUAUUGAUACGUUUUGUUUAGAUAUAUGUGCCAAUUCGUUCCCAAUAAACAAUGCCCCUUCCUGCCCUGGACCUUUCUGUUAAAAAGCUGUGAUUAGGCAAAGCCAUCUAAAACAGCUAUUGUAAGUGAUAGCACACAUAAUUUUCCACUUUUAUAGUUUCUUCCUUUUUUUUUUCUUUUUCCCCCUCCUUCUUAAUUGAAAGGAAAUACGUCAUCUGGGAGGAAUACUGACCAUUGCUAUUAACUCGAAUUUCUUUGCCUUUUAGGUUGUCUUUAUUUGCAUUAUUAAAAUCAUUAUGUAUAUUG
Messenger RNA from Vombatus ursinus (common wombat), 3053 nucleotides. It is a transcript of the gene PLA1A, whose product is annotated as phospholipase A1 member A. Gene Ontology annotation, molecular function: lipase activity. Gene Ontology annotation, biological process: lipid metabolic process. Lineage: Eukaryota; Metazoa; Chordata; Mammalia; Diprotodontia; Vombatidae. The coding region runs from base 456 to 2627 and encodes 723 amino acids. The transcript is spliced from 15 exons. The record is from RefSeq and is a predicted model, not a curated record.